Molecule: messenger RNA, 699 nt
Organism: Papaver somniferum (opium poppy)
Lineage: Eukaryota; Viridiplantae; Streptophyta; Magnoliopsida; Ranunculales; Papaveraceae
Exons: 2
Coding region: 64-699 (211 amino acids)
Source: RefSeq, a predicted model, not a curated record
UUCCUUCAAAAUCACACAAAGCCCCAAACCCUUUCUUAAUCUCCAUUGUGUUUUAUAGAAACCAUGGCGUCUCAGCUGAUCGAGACAAACAGAGAGAAUGCAGAAACAUACACCGGAGAUGAAAUAUGUAAGGCGAAGACUUUAGAGUUGCUAGAUGAGAUAUCAUUACCAAAUGGUUUGUUACCGUUAGAAGAUAUAAUCGAAGUCGGAUGUAACCGAGCAACUGGAUUUGUUUGGCUGAGACAGAAAAAGAAGAAAGAACAUUACUUCAAGAGUAUCGGUAAGCCUGUAUCUUAUGCUGCGGAAGUAACAGCAUUUGUUGAGAAACACAGGAUGAAGAAAAUAACUGGUGUUAAGAGUAAAGAUACAAUGUUAUGGGUUACUCUUUCUGAUAUUUAUAUUGAUAAUCCUAGUAGUGGUAAGAUUGUUUGUAAAACACCUUUUGGACUUUCUCGAACUUUUCCUGUUUCAGCAUUUGUAAACGAAGAAACUGAAGAAGAGAAGAAAAGGAAGAAGGAACGAGCAGAAGUAGAAGAGAAGAAGAAGCAAGAAGAAGUAGAAGAAGAAGAAGAGGAGAAGAAGCAAGAAGAAGUGGCAUUUACUCAAGGAGUUAAUAAGCAGCAAAAGGACUAUGUGAUGGGUGCCCAUCACAAUGUGAAUUGUGAAGUAGAUUUUUCUUUGGAAAUAGAUAUAGAGUGA